This is a messenger RNA of Hyalella azteca, 4161 nucleotides long. RefSeq names its product serine/threonine-protein kinase PLK4. Gene Ontology annotation, molecular function: protein serine/threonine kinase activity; ATP binding. Bases 360 to 2702 code for a protein of 780 amino acids. Lineage: Eukaryota; Metazoa; Arthropoda; Malacostraca; Amphipoda; Hyalellidae. The transcript has 7 exons. The record is from RefSeq and is a predicted model, not a curated record. Gene Ontology annotation, cellular component: nucleus. Gene Ontology annotation, biological process: intracellular signal transduction; protein phosphorylation; positive regulation of apoptotic process.
UUACAGGGACUUUUUGCUCCCAUAGAGUAACGAAUAAAGUUCUGUUUUUCAAUCAAUGGCGAAGUGUGCGUGUAUAUUUCGAAUCUCUUGUGUGACUGACCUGUAGCGCUGGAAGUGUCAAGACUGCAGCAUAAUCCUGUUAUUAGGGUUGAGGAAAGACUGCAGCAUAAUCCUGUUAUUAGGGUUGAAACAAGACUGCACAAUAAUCCUGUUAUUAGGGUUGAGACACGACUGCAGCAUAAUCCUGUUAUUAGGGUUGAGGAAAGACUGCAGCAUAAUACUGUUAGUAGGGUUGAAACAAGACUGCACAAUAAUCCUGUUAUUAGGGUUGAGACAAGAAGUUAGGUUUGGUUCGUAGCAUGGGAAGCAUGACGCGAGACAACGCAGCGAGCAACCCUCCUCCAGGCUUCCUGCCACUGGACCCUGAGGACCCUGUAGUGGCGGCCCUCUUCCACCACGGCGACAUUGAGGACGACUACGACAUUGAGAGAGAACCCAUUGCCAGGGGCAAGUUCGCAGCAGUACGGCGGGCCCGCCACCGCGCCACAGGACGCGUGUUCGCCGCCAAGUUUGUACGGCGGCGGCGCAGGGCGAAGACUUCAGAGGCGGAGGCUGAGGCGCGUCACGAGGUCGCCGUGCUGGUGCUGGGGCGAGCACACAAGCACAUCGUACACAUGCACAGCGUCUACCUCACUAGACAAGAGUACAUCAUCCUACUAGAGUUUGGCGCGGGCGGCGACCUGCAGAAGUUGCUGGACGACCAGGUCGCCUUCAGCGAGGACGACACGCGCGCUCUGCUGCUGCAGGUGCUCUCAGGGCUGCGCUUCCUGCACGCCAAUAACAUCGCCCACCUCGACAUUAAGCCGCAGAACCUGAUCCUGAUGGGCAGCGCCCCUACCGACGGCGUCAAGAUCGUCGACUUCGGCCUGAGCCGCGUCAUCUCCCAGGACACCGAGCUCACGCAGAUCAUGGGCACGCCGGACUACGUGGCUCCGGAAGUGAUCAACUUUGAGCCUGUGGGCCUGGCAACGGACAUGUGGUCCGUGGGCGUGCUGACGUACGUCUUCCUGACGGGCUGCACGCCCUUCGGGGGCGACACCGACCAGGAAACGUUCGUGAACAUCACGCAGGCGGAGUACGACUUCCCCGACGAUCUCUUCGCCGACGUUUCUGAUAACGCCAAGGACUUCAUAAGCGGCCUGCUUCUAAAGAAAACAUCCCAGCGCCUGCAGAUCGAUGAUUGCCUGCGUCACCCGUGGCUCUGCUCGGCGGUGCUUCCGUCGAUCUACGCGAGCGCCGCCCCUAGCCUCUACACGCUCUCCGAGACCGACUCCAGCGCCGCCCCUAGCCUCUACACGCUCUCCGAGACCGACUCCAGCGCCGCUCCUGGCCUCUACACGCUCUCCGAGACCGACUCCAGUGACUGCCCCGACUCCGCGUAUUCAAGCUGCGACAACAGUAGCCCCACUUUCCUUGAAAAAAAUACGUCAUCUUCCUUCACUUCUAAUGUUUCGGUCAAUUUAUGCGAGUGCCCCAUUGCUGAAGAGCAGCAGCAACAGGCGCAGCAGCAGGGGCAGGUGAUCGCUGCAGCAGCUGCAAUGCUCACGUCAGCACGACGUCUGCGCAGGAACCGUAGCAAUUAUAUGAGUGUUGACAUGGAGGACACACUAAAGGCCGUUCGUAAGCAGCGGUCCACAAGACGGGCGUCACUCGUGAUCGACAAUCCCAGGCAUGCGGAGGACGAGUGGAGGAAACACUCGCCUCGCUCGUACAAUCAUCAAUCAUUGCUCAAUCUUAAUCAUGAGGUUCUUGACAAUAGAAUGGCAAACGACGACGACUUUCACAAUGCGACUAACCGACUGCGACAUUCUGAGUCGUUCGACUGUAGCAGCAGUAGAGGUAUUUACCCGACGUGGAACGGCUACAGUGAACGCGCGCCCUUAAACCAAUCCAUGAAUGACAUCGAAGCGAAGCUUAGUAAACCUUGGCUGAAACUUUGCAAUGGUAGUGUGCUACGUGCUGUUGAUCAACUUACAACUAGCAACUCGCCUAAAAAGAAGAAAUUAGCCCUCGCUAAGUCUGAUCUAAGUCAUCCACCUGGUGAUUUGAGUGUCGGAGCUGGCAAUUAUGCUACCUUGGACUCGAUGUCUUGCCAGUCUAGUCGUAAGUUACAGAAAUGUGAUUUCCGGGCCUCGAUUGCUGAGCUGAGAGACCCACACAGUGACGUGAGGUCUUCCAAAGCUGACUUCACAAUAAUGAGGCCUGAGCUUAGAGCUUACAGCACCCAGAGAUGUGAACGUGACUCUAGAAAUUCCUUCUAUGAUUUUAAAACUUCGAAUUACGAUCUACGUUCCACAAAAUCUGAUAUUUAUGCUCCCAAGUCUGACUUACGUUCAAGUAAAUCAUCUAAAGACCUGAGACGAUCUAAGAAGGAUUUGCAAGGUUCGAGUCUUAAUUUGUCUGAACGUUCCUGGGGCCCUUGUUCUGACUUGACUAUGAGCAGACUAGACAUGUCGCUCUCCCGUCUGGAUCUUGCGCACGAGCAGCUGGACCAAGAAGAAGCUUUAGAACAAAAAGAUUCAUUUAGAGGAGACCUGACUUUACCACGACGUAGGCUUAACAGAGCAUCUCUUGCUCCCUUGCUCAGGGGCAACGCGCUCCAUAUGAGCUUCAGGGUAUCAAAAAACAGAGACUGGUGUUGAACUAAUUUGGCUUCAAGCGUGUUCGAGUAACGACGGUCGAUUAUAUUCACCAUUUCGACUGCUUCAAGAGGCUUACCUUUCUAUUGGUGUUCAAUAUUUCGGACUGCAACAGUCUAGUCAUUAAGAACAAGUAAUUGUGAGGAAUCCUAUGUGGGAAUAACAAUGUAUUAGUCAGUAACGUGUUCUAUCUUCUUGCCCUCUGCCGUAUCGGUAUUGGGGCCUCAGACCCUCUGCCGUAUCGGUGUCGCGGCCUCUGAUUAGAAGAUCAAAAUGCGCAGUUUCUCGGACUCGUUUCUCAAUCUUUCCAUUCCAGAAAUGCUCAAUGACCGACGACAUCCUGAGAUCGAGGUUUUCUCGUUGCUAAACACGUUGGUUUGUUAUUUGAUAGUCUGUGGCAGGAGCACAACAUCCCAUGCAUUCUCUAAUCUGUUCCUUGUGUCGUGAGUCGCUUCUGACGUUUUUGUGACACGAUUUGGUUUCAUUUCUGUUCCUUUGAAAUGGUCAGUUUCUCUUGCUUAAUCAAAACCGUAUCAAAAGUCUUAUAUUGUUAAUUCCACUUCGAAAAAUGUGAUUGUAACUGAAAUAAAAUUAUAUGUGUUCCUCACUUGCAUGCAACAUCGCAUAAACGUGCAUUCAGGAGGCAUUAGUUUCUCCAUAUUGCUGCGUCGUGCCCCGACAACCCAGUCGGGGCUAGCGCAGCCUCGGGAUGAGGGUCGCUACUUCUGUAUUCCUCACGUUUUAGUCCUGCGGUCCGCAUUUGCUCAUCUUAUUUAUCGAUACAUUAGCAACAUGUCCACUUACACACGCGAAACGUUUAGCCGAUGGGCGAGAAUGUCGUCAGGAAUCGGCGUGACGUGUACCGGUGCAUCGUCUGAAAUAUGGGGACGUAUUCUCAAUAAAUUUUGCGUUGAACAUUGCAGUUGAACUCGUGUUAUUUGAGUUGUGGCGUUGACAUAUUUUCUCUUUGUUAUGUCAUUGGGUAAAAUGUUUCUAUUUGACAAGUUUUAGCCUCCAAUAGACAACAGAAUUCUUAAAUAAGGUCCCUUGUUUAAAGUUUCGUAUGUUGUAGAUACGAUCUGUGCAGAUGCUAAGGGUUCUGUUUCUUGGCAUAACGAAUGUAUCUUUGGACAACUGUCACGGCCAUAACAUUUGCCACCGACCUGUACCUUGUACACGUCCAUGCCACCCUCAACAUGUGCUCACCCAUCUGAACAUGUUUGCUCACAGAUAUCAUCACUUUUCUUACAUACAGUUAACGAUGACAGUCUCAUCGCUUCUUGCAUCGCUCUGGACACCUCGAUAAUGAUCGCACCUGUUUAUUACUGAAACAAAUGUUAGCUCCGUGGUGCUAAAGACUUUUUAAGCAUAUAAUGUGUUAGUGUGUUGGGAAAAUCCUAUUUAUGAAUUUUCGUAUUUUAUGUACAUACGUCAAAUAUAUCUUGUUACUGAAAGUUUAAAA